Messenger RNA from Ictalurus punctatus (channel catfish), 3359 nucleotides. It is a transcript of the gene hoxc6a, whose product is annotated as homeobox C6a. NCBI's taxonomy places the organism in Eukaryota, Metazoa, Chordata, Actinopteri, Siluriformes, Ictaluridae. The coding region runs from base 1966 to 2673 and encodes 235 amino acids. The record is from RefSeq and is a predicted model, not a curated record. The transcript has 2 exons. Gene Ontology annotation, biological process: anterior/posterior pattern specification; regulation of transcription by RNA polymerase II. Gene Ontology annotation, molecular function: RNA polymerase II cis-regulatory region sequence-specific DNA binding; DNA-binding transcription factor activity, RNA polymerase II-specific. Gene Ontology annotation, cellular component: nucleus.
AAUAUGGGCAAUAUGAAGAAUUUGAUAUCCUCAGCAUUGUUGGUCUUUUUUUUAAUUGUUGCCCUCUGUUCGGAGCUACUGUAUAAAAUUUUGUUUUAUUCAUGUUCAUGACUGAAAUUAUUUAAAUUAAUAAGCAAUUUCUAUAACUUACUCGUAUCGAUGUCCUUUUAGAGACUAACCUCUACUGUUCUGUCAGUCUAAUGUCGUGCGCGCCUCUUUCAGAGCCACUGUUUUUGGCUUCACACUUUCCGUCAUGCGGACUGCAUUAAGGUCAUUUGCUCUCCACCACUCACUUAUUUCAAAACGUGCCUGUUCAAGUUUUGAUCGAAUGGGCUUUUACUGGUCAUUCAAAAUGCAAAACCCUAUUUGCAAAAAUCAGGUUACUGUCUUCUGGAAUUUUAUUUAAGCACACGGUUUGUUAUUCGGUUAGAUUCUUUUGGGUUUAAUUUUUACAUGUACAGCAAUUAUCAGGUUACGUUGACUGGAGAAAGUCGUUGAUAAUCUGCUUUCCAAACAGUUUUUAUAAGCGCGAGGUUUAUUUCACAGCAUUUUUAGAUAAAUGCGGUGUACACGCGGUAUUCUCCUCAGAGUGUUAAGACGGUAAUUGCUUUAGUGCUGGAAGUCCUCAGUUGGUUUUUGACUUUUAUGGCACCAAGGCGCGUUUGACGCAUUCUUUUGUAAGAUGCCCCCUCCCCCGCCUUUCUCUUGUCCAUUUAGUAGCUAAAAUUUUCAAUGCAGUACAAAUGGCGAAAGGAAAUGCACAGACGGUUCCCUUUCAUAACCAAGAAAGCCAGAGGAAACGAAAAGAAAACAAAUAUUUAAGAAACAUAUACGCCACAAUAAAACAUAUUUAAAAAUAAACAUACCAGGCUGUUACAUUUAAGCUUGUUGACUGACAACCAUAAAGGAACAUAUGUAAUAAAAUAUUCUUUGUUUUGACGGCUUUAAAAUUUAAUUCUCUGUACUAUAAGGCUGAAAUUCAAUGCACCAGGACGGUCCAAAUUAACACAUCCGCUGCUACACAUGUGGUGUUAAGCAAUGUUAAGCAUAAUAUAUAAUUGGUCAUCAUUAAACAAGGUAAUGCCUAUUAACACUUACAUUGUUUACUUACAUUUGUAACAAAGUAUUUAAAUGUAAAUUCUCAGAAAAUGUUUACUUGUAUCAUAAUGGCAAACCGAGAGAAGUAACAUUAUAAUUCAGCGUUUUGGUUUAAACAAAAUUAUUAAGCCUAUCAGCCUUUAAGUGUCAUGCCAAUGAAGAUAUUUUGCCGCGGGUUGUAAAUGAUUUUAAUCGUGCGGAUAAUUCAAAAUGGCAAGUUUUGGCCCAAUCUAACAUACAUUAAAAUUGAAAUAUUUCCAUAACCAUACUUAAAUGCUCAAAUUGUUUGUCUGCUUUCCUGACCUAUACUAUUCGUUGAUGUAUUGAUUAUUGUAUAUGUAGGUCAUAUCACCAUAUUUAUCUAAGAGAGACUAGAAGGAAAGAGCGACUGAGUAAGCGAGAGAGGGAGAGGGCGAGAGAGAGAGCGAGAGAGAGACAGAGAGAGAGAGAGAGAGAGAGAGAGAGAGAGAGAGAGAGAGAGAGAGAGAGAGAGAGAGAGAGACUGUCUGUUUUCCUUAAACAUUAUCAACUGAAACCAGUGGGAUAUGAAGCUACAAGCUACAUAUUCCUCCGUAUACAGCGCUCUCAAUUGGUGGAAACUAGUCAGGUGACGUUGUCAUAUUGUCUUUCCUUGAGCUAAGCCUUGGCUAUAACACUUGAGUUGCGCGUCUUAAGCGGAGUGUAGAAAUUUAAAUUAUUGAAAUCCUGCUGAACUAAAAAAGAGUUUGCAUAGCAAGAAGGAGACACGCGCACGAGUAUAUGGGAGAGGAAAAUAGACAUUUAGGCGCACAGUGAAGAAACGUGAGAGACUGAGCAAGGGGUAUUAAGAAGGGAGGUAGAGUUGAUGAGAGGGCGAUAGGGGAAGGCAUGAAUUCGUAUUUCGCGAACCCGUCACUAUCCUGUCAUUUAUCCGGUGGCCAAGAGGUUUUGCCUAACAUGCCACUAAACACGACCACGUAUGAUCCUGUCAGACAUUUCUCCUCUUACGGCUCCACUGUGACCCCGAAUCGGAUUUACGCGUCCCCUUUCUAUUCGCCCCAAGACAACGUUGUGUUCGGGUCAAGCCGGGGACCGUACGAGUACGGAUCUAACGUGUUCCUCCAAGACAAGGAAGUGCUUCCCAGCUGCAGGCAAACUAGCAUGGGAAUCAACGCUCAGAGCCACGUAGCUCAGGAGUACAGCCUGGAACACGGUCGAGGCGUUGCGCAGGAGCAAAAGGGGAACCAGAUCCAGAUCUAUCCGUGGAUGCAGCGCAUGAACUCGCACAGCGGAGUUGGGUACGGCUCUGACAGAAGGAGAGGUCGACAGAUUUACUCCCGAUACCAAACCCUGGAGUUAGAAAAGGAGUUCCACUUCAAUCGCUACUUGACCAGACGCAGACGGAUAGAAAUUGCCAAUGCUCUUUGUUUAACAGAGCGCCAGAUUAAAAUUUGGUUCCAGAACCGCCGUAUGAAAUGGAAGAAAGAGAGCAACCUGACUUCAACUGUAACUGGGACAGAUUCUACGGGUGCUGCCCAGGGGGAAGAAAAACAGAGCAAUCAGGAGGAGACAGAAGAAGUUAAAAACAAAGACUAGUAGAUUUGUUUUUCUUUGUAAACGCCUGUUAAACUGCAACGUAACUACCUAUAAACUCUCAGAAAUGCAAUUAUAACUGCAUGGACUGUGUAUUCUACUAUACCUUUACAUUAAUUUCCUGACCAUUAUCACACAAAUACGAGAGAGAGCGAGACAGAGCGAGAGAGAGAGAGAGAGAGAGAGAGAGAGAGAGAGAGAGAGAGAGGUGAUAUGCAGAAUUAUGCUAAUCACUCUUUGUAUUAAUGAAAAUGAAUAUGUUUUGCCUCAUUUUAGGCAGUUUAGAUGCAAUAUCACAGACGGUGCUGUUCGGCAACCAGUCUUAAUAUUAUAGUGUUCUGUAGGCUUGUAAAUAGUUACUCUUUGAAACAAACUGUAAACUAAUUGGGUCAAUGGGCUUUGUCAUUGAUUUUGCAAACCAUUACCAUUUCAAAUGUGAAGGAAAUGUUGUCUAUGCACAUGUGUUAUUUUGUUCUCGUUCGAUUUUCUCCAACACUGGUGGGAUGAAUCAUGCUACCUACGUUCUUGUGGAUUAUAAUAAUUUCAUCCCGUCAGUGCGUGGAUGUACAAAACGCCUAUGUACUGGCUAAAUAUUUACUGUUAAGCUAAUUUCAUACCAAUUCAACAUACACUUAUAGUUAUGCUUAUAAAGUUGUCUUAAAGUGAAUAAAAACUGCUAUGAAAAUGAA